This is a messenger RNA of Cetraspora pellucida, 462 nucleotides long. The record is from the annotation of a GenBank genome assembly. NCBI's taxonomy places the organism in Eukaryota, Fungi, Glomeromycota, Glomeromycetes, Diversisporales, Gigasporaceae.
UAUCAUUUCCAUAUGCCAUCAGAACAUCAUAUUGAAGGCAGAGAUUUAUUAAUGGAAGGACAUUGGGUAUUCAAAACCUUGUCUAAUCCAGGUGCAAAACUUGCCGUUCUAGGGGUUCUUUUUGACCUUGGUGAACAUGAAAAUCCUGGUUUGAAGCCUAUUGUAAAUAUAAUUGAUAAUAAACCAUUAGAAGUCAAUGAACAUGUUAACAUAACAAUAGCAUUAACCGAACAAAUAUUUAAGAAGGUUAAAACUGCUUAUAGUUAUAUCGGUAGUUUAACCACACCACCAUGUACCGAAGAUAUUAAUUGGUUUGUUUCUUCAGAUGUGCAAAGUAUUAGUCCAUCCCAAUUUAAAUCAUUAAAGUAUGUAUUGAAAUACAACGCCCGAUUUACACAAAAACGUCUUGAUAUUGGUGAACCAAAAUCACACGAACCGUGGAAGCCUAUGAUCUCACAUUGA